AUGCGGCAACUUAAAAAAACACAGUACAGUGGUUCAAAUUCUCCUCUCUAUACUUCAAUAUGCCCAAUAGUUUAUGCAGCCCGCAUGUUUGGACUAGCACCUUAUGAAUUUAAGGAUAAUAAACUAGUACCGUCAGAUACUUAUGUGAGUUUUACAUUUUUUUGGUUCAUUGUCUACACGUACUUCAUCUGGGGCUAUCUUGAAGGCUUUUCAAGUUCCAAACAAAACAAAAAAGCAACUCUUACGUACACGGAAUCAGCAAAAACUGUAUCAAAUUACAUCGUAGCAAUAACAGAUUUAAUAGUAUGUAUGGUUACAAGAAAACAAAUUGCAUGGAUAUGGAACAAAAUCCAAGACUAUGACCAAGCGAUGCGAGAUCUUGGACACGCAAGAACUGAAAAAAAAGCCUGCAUGUUGGCAUGGUUUAUAAUAGGAUUCAACAUAGUACUUUGGGCAGUUAUAAACAAUUUAGGAAUGACUGCAUUCGACGAAAGUUUUCUUUAUAAUGCAUCAUACUUGAUAGUGUAUGUUGGAGCUGCCACUGCGGUUACUAAAUUUUCGGGACUGGUACUAAUACUAGGCCAACGGUUCAAGCAAUUAAACGAAAUCGCUAAAAGCAAUGUCUACAAGACGCGAUGGAUCCACGCAGACCCAAUUAUUGACGACAAACUCGUUGAUUUUCUUCACAGUGAACUUACUACCAUUGGAAAUAAGCUCAACUAUGUGUACAGAUGGUCGUUAAUACUUUGGCUGGGAAACUUAAGUUUUCACAGUGUUUGUUGUUCUUAUUUUGUAAUGGAUUGGGUACUACAAGGAAACAUUUAUCCGGAUCUUAUUAAUUGUCUUCUUGCUUGGUUUGCAUCUACAGUCACUCAACUUUUUUUAAUCGAUUACUCAUGCCAUUAUACGUCGAGUGAAGCAAACUGCAUGAGCUACAUAAUGCUAGGAUGGAAACGUUGGCUUUAUACCCACGACAGUAAAAUGGAUGUGGAAACCUCGGUACAUCUGAUGAAUCGUCAACUACACUUUUCUGCUGGGGGAUGCUUUCAUAUUAAUUUACCGCUAUUUCAUUCG
Cotesia congregata is the source of this 1074-nucleotide messenger RNA. The record is from the annotation of a GenBank genome assembly. Lineage: Eukaryota; Metazoa; Arthropoda; Insecta; Hymenoptera; Braconidae.